UCUGGAUCGUUUGUUAGUGUAUGUCGUGGUGUUGUCGUUGUCGCUUAUUGUUGUUGCUUUAGCUGUUGCCGUUGCUGUUGUUGUUACGCGCUGUGACUGACUUGUUCAAUGAUUUAGUAAAAUAUUCAUAGCUCAUUUCAAAACUUGUUCUUGUGCCUUGUGUGUUGUGCAAAAAUCAAAUAACGCGCACAACGACGAAAUAUAAUAAAUUUCUAUGUAUCUAUCAAAUAUUAUAUACUUGCAUUUAUAAUGUUUCAUAUGUGUGUUAGUCUUAGUAGUUAACAAUUGUUUUUCUGUGUUGUUUUGUUGCAAUUACACACACACACACACACACACAAUCUCGCAGCAUCUGUCAAUCAAUCAAAGUUCAGCAAAGUGAUCGUGUGCAAUUUCAAAAACUCCGCCACCUCCCACCACAACAAAAUACAACCCAACACACCAUACAUCACACAACAUCCCACCACACACCACCUGUAUCCGCCCUUUAUAAUCCCACAAAAAGGAAACAAGAACAUUUAAAUAUUAAAUAUACAAGAUAUCAAAAUGGAAAUCUGGCGUUCGCUGACGGUUGGCGCAUUUCUAGUGCUGGGAUUUGUAUGUUUUUAUGGCAUGGUGGAAUCGUGCAAUGAGGUUGUUUGCGCCUCCAUCGUAUCCAAGUGCAUGUUGACGCAAAGCUGCAAAUGCGAGCUUAAAAAUUGCUCCUGUUGCAAAGAGUGCCUUAAAUGUUUGGGUAAAAAAUAUUAUGAGGAGUGCUGUAGUUGUGUGGAGCUCUGUCCCAAGCCCAACGAGACACGCAAUUCGUUAUCGAAGAAGUCGCACGUUGAAGAUUUUGAUGGCGUGCCAGAGUUAUUCAAUGUGCUAGCCACCGCUGAGGAUGAUAGUGAGAGUGAAUAUUGGGACGCGUUCACAUUUCAAGUAGAUUGGUCCAGAGGCAAGCCUACACUGGAAAAAGAUGAAAAAUACUAUCUAAAAUAUAACGACAAAAACUUAGAUGGUGCAAGUGCAGAACGGGACAAUUUGCUGACAGUUAAUUGCACAGUUAUAUAUUGGGACCAUUGCGUAUCUAUGAAUAAGUGCCGUCAGAGCUGUCAAACAACAGGUGCUAGCAGCUACAGAUGGUUCCACGAUGGUUGUUGUGAGUGUGUGGGAUCUACGUGCAUUAACUAUGGUGUCAAUGAGAGUCGUUGUCGACAUUGUCCAGAAUCGAAAGAUUCAGAUGAUGAUUUCGAUGAUAAUAUCGAUGAGGAGAUGCAGGACUUUGGCGACAGUAUGGGUCCGUUCGAUGGCUCAGUGAAUAGUAAUUAUUGAUUAACAGCAAACGCAUGCCAUUUAAAGAACAAAAA
This is a messenger RNA of Drosophila innubila, 1343 nucleotides long. It is a transcript of the gene cv, whose product is annotated as protein twisted gastrulation. Lineage: Eukaryota; Metazoa; Arthropoda; Insecta; Diptera; Drosophilidae. Bases 544 to 1308 code for a protein of 254 amino acids. Gene Ontology annotation, biological process: regulation of BMP signaling pathway. The transcript is spliced from 4 exons. The record is from RefSeq and is a predicted model, not a curated record.